This is a messenger RNA of Hansenula ciferrii, 2793 nucleotides long. RefSeq names its product Zn(II)2Cys6 transcription factor. The record is from RefSeq and is a predicted model, not a curated record. The coding region runs from base 1 to 2793 and encodes 930 amino acids. Gene Ontology annotation, molecular function: DNA-binding transcription factor activity, RNA polymerase II-specific; zinc ion binding. The transcript has a single exon. NCBI's taxonomy places the organism in Eukaryota, Fungi, Ascomycota, Saccharomycetes, Phaffomycetales, Wickerhamomycetaceae. Gene Ontology annotation, biological process: regulation of DNA-templated transcription.
AUGUCUGAUACAAGCACUGAUAAAACAACAACAUUUCCAUCAAAAAGACCCGUCGCAAGACACGCUUGCUUAGCAUGCAGAGAGAAAAAGAUCAAAUGUGAUGGUGAAAUACAAAUUUCACAUCCAGAUGGAAAGUCUGGUGAAGUUACACAUCAACGUUGUUCAAAUUGCAAGUUGCUCAAUUUGGAGUGUGUAUUUGUACGAAGCUUAAGAGGAGGAAGACGGAAGAAGCCAAAAGAUCCAACAUCAACUACAUCAAGUCAUACAACUCCUUCAGGUAAACCUUCAUUAGUGUCUCGUCAUAGCUCAUCAACAAAUAUUCCACAAGCCAACAAUGGUCUAAUACCUCUUCAAAGUCCCGGUGGGUCCAUUCAUCAGCGCGUUGGAAGUGAUCUAGAUACUCCAAACAAUAUUGUAUCUGGAAUAGCUUCACCAUUCUACAACUUCAAUAAUGAUGGAACCAAUGUUUCACCACCAAUUCAACCUGGAUUACACAGAUCAUCUGGAUCAUCAAAUUCUCUUCAAGACAAGGUUCGUUCUUUACAUGAACCAGCUGAUUCACCAUUUCCCUUGAUACAUAGAGGUUUUUCACAAGAAUUAAAUCAACAGGGAUAUCCAUUUCCAAGUACAAGUCAACCCCCAGCUCAUUAUGAUUCCAAUCAGCAGCAUCAACAACAUCAUCAACAACAUCAACAUCAUCAACAUCAUCAACAUCAUCAACCUGUAUAUAUGCCAGUGAAUCAGCCUCUUUAUCAACCCCAAGUUAACCAAUAUCCACCACAGCCGCCACUUCAACCACAACAGCUACAAAUGAAUCCACAUCAACAGCAGCAGCAGCAGCAAAUUAAUUCAUACAAAUCACAAUCAGAACAUCCAAAUGGAUCAGUAUCACAGCCUGUUCAUUAUCAAGAUCAAAUAUAUCCAUCAAGUAACGAUUAUCAAGCACAUGAUUCGCUUUCAAGAAAAAGACCUUAUUCAUCUAGAGAUACAAAUGCUACACCAGGAACUUCUAUAUCAAGCUCAGUUUCACUCAAUCACUAUAUUUACAUUUCAGAUCAAGAAUUAGAGCUUUUUGAUUUACCAGAUUGGAAAACAACUUGUAUUUUGAUAGAUCUGUAUUAUAGAUAUAUUCAUCCAAGUCGUCCAUUUGUUCAGCCAAAACAUAGACUCGUAUCUCAUUUGAAUGUUAGAAAAGAUGCAUCAUUGUUACAUGCUAUGUUCUCAUCAUCUUGUUGUUUUGCUAGUGCUAAACAAAUUCCUAAUCAGAAUUUAAGAGAUCCUCAACAUUGGUAUUUCCUUGCAGAAAAACACUGGGAUUUAUUAUCACUAGAGUCUUCUUUACAAGCAAUGGUUCUACUAUCAGGGUCUUUGGGUCCGGGUGGUUAUGUUGAACAAGCUAUAGAAGGAUCUGAAAGAUUAAUGAGAAUUUUAGAAGUAAAUAAUAUCCUACCAACUUUGAAGUUGGGAAGUAAUUUUGAAACAUUUGCCCGUGUUGCUACAAAGAGACAAUUGGUUGUGAGAGAAGAUCUUAUAAGAACUGUUUGGGGUAGUUGGAAGUUAAAUGUUUUCGUUAGACUCAAUAGAGGUAUCCCAUAUCAUCCAAUUUCUCAAGAUUUGUUGAAAUUUCAACCUCAAUUACAAUUUCCAGCCUCAGAUACUGCUUAUAAUCAAAAUCUGUUUUUAUUUGACACAAAUGAUGUGGUUUCACCUCAAAGCUUGAGAUACAAUAUAUGGAGUGAUUUUGAAAAAUGGCUAAAUGAAGCUAAAACAAAUAAAGAGGUUUUCAAAAAGUUUCAAGAUGCUGAUUUAAUCAUUAUUGCCAUCAAGACUAUGGAAGAUAUCAUGGAUACCGUUUCAGCCGGGAACUUAACAAAUACAUCAGUUGAUUCAUAUAAUAGUAGAAUUCAACUGGUUGAUGAAAUAGCCAAAAAUGAAUUAUUUCAAAUAUCACAUAUCAGAAAGAGUGUCUUGGUUUUAAACAUAUCUAAAGUAUUCACAUUAUUAAUUUCAGCAGCGGCAAAAAUAGCCAUAAAUGUUACAUUUUGCUCACCAUUAUUAUUGGUUAAACCUCAUGAAACAAAUGCAAACAAUAAUCCAGAUGAUGUUUUCAAUUCACUUUAUCGGUUAUCUGUUGCUGAACUUUUACAAUCAUGUUCACAAACAAAUGAAACUCAACUUCAUCAUUUCAUUGAAACUUUCUUAUCUGCAUUUAGUGGUGUUCAAAUGCUUGAAUUAGGUGAAGCUAAGAUACCGCAGAACAAAAAUCCAACAUAUCCUAUGCAAGUUAUUGGAGGUCCAUCAAAUUAUACCCCAGCAGGAGAGAUCAAUUCAUUGAAAUCAAAUGAAAAUUGGUGGUUAGAUGCUGAAGAAGAACCAGGUAAAACAUUUUCAGCAAAAGUUGAAGACGAUGAGGAAUAUCCUGAUGUUUGGAAUCAAUAUCCGGUUUUUUCAGUUGUUGUUAUUGCUAACGCUUUGACAGUAUUAGCUUCAGCUAUUGUAUUAACCAAAUGCUUCACUAUUCAAGAAAAUAAAUCAAAUUUAAAACCAGCACCAGGAAAAAGAUUAGUUGAUUUUGUUAUUGGGAAUUAUCAAAGAGUCAUUACACUUGAAAUGAAUGAACCUGAUUUCCUAAUCUUCAUAGAAACUUUUAAUGUAAACUGUUUGAAGGAAAAGUUAAGAUUGUGUUCCAGAUUCGUGAAAGCACAAGGUAGAUUUUGGGCUUAUGUUGGUCUGAUUUCAAAUCAAAUGGAAACUAUUAUAAACUAUAUUGAAGAUGUUAUGUCAAGAAUAUAG